This is a messenger RNA of Trichoplax adhaerens, 1494 nucleotides long. RefSeq lists its product as uncharacterized. Lineage: Eukaryota; Metazoa; Placozoa; Uniplacotomia; Trichoplacea; Trichoplacidae. Gene Ontology annotation, cellular component: cytoplasm. The transcript is spliced from 6 exons. Gene Ontology annotation, molecular function: protein binding. The record is from RefSeq and is a predicted model, not a curated record. Bases 1 to 1494 code for a protein of 497 amino acids. Gene Ontology annotation, biological process: regulation of JNK cascade.
AUGGAAUUUGACCCUCUAUCAACCAUCAACGGUGGUAGUAGUGAUCCUGCAACAGGGCAAAGUCGAGAUUUACAGACCACCUCAAAGCCAGCAUCGUUCGAUAUGUUUGAUUCCCAAGCACAAAAGCCUCAACCAUUGCAAACGGCAAACCAACAAAAUCAUCAGACCUCUGCUACGAAAUCCACCGUUCGCGCAAGGCCCCACGCGAAAACAAUGCCUGCCAAUAGCGAUUUAUUUAAUUUUCCUAGAUUCAGCAACGAUGACCGAUCUACACCCAAUAAAGCCAGUGUAUCUAGCUCCAAUACUACGGACAUUAUUGAUACUUUCGCGCCUACUAGUACUAAUAACAACGGCCCAUCUGCUGCUGCUCAAGCCACCAAUGAUAAUCCCUUUAUACUUGCUAAAUCUGGCGACAAUUCUAAAAAUACCAAUGAUCAUUUCGAAAAAAACUCUGCCGUCAAUACUUUCGUAACAGCUAAUGCAACAUCUAGCAAUGCUUUCGGCAUUGGAAAUACUAAAGACGCUUUUGGUUCGAAUAGUUUGAAUGAUCAAUUCUUACCUUCCAAUUCGGCUCCUAUUACAAGACAUGUUACUUCUAAUCAACAGCAGUCUACAAACAUUAAUUUUGAUUCAAGUCUCGCUGGCAAUAGUCAACUGCCACCGCAACCUUCCUUUAAUAGUUUUCUUGUCCAAUCCACGACCUUAAAUGAUCCUAAUAUCAUUGUUACAGCGAAAGAACGGAUUGACAAUCAAAAUCCUGCAGUUCAAGCAUCGACCAACGGCGAUAGCUCGACAGCAGUAAAUCCACAGGAAAUCAUCGCCAAUUUAGCAAAAUCUGGUUUUAUAUCCGAAACAAAGUCAACCGUCAAUGCUAAUACACCUAGCAAUACCUUCUCACCAAAUGGAGCACAAGAGCAAAAGCUGGCAAAAGUGACACACAAGUUUAUACCGCGUCACGAAGACGAAAUUUUAUUAGAUAUUGGCGAUAAUAUAGAAAUUAUCGAAGACUAUCCGGACCUGUGGUGCCGAGGCAAGAAUAUCAGAACUAACAAGAAAGGAAUUUUCCCGGUUUGCUGUGUCGUCGUUGAAUUAAUUGAACCAAAUUUUUGGGCUAUUGUUGGCAAUCUUAGAUACCUAGGAUCAGUUGUAACGCGAGAAUACAAAGGUAUCGAUGUUAUAAAGAACUGUACACAGCAAAUCCAAACUGGACGCCGAUACAGUUUAUCGGGCCUGCCAAUCUACAGUAUGGAAAUAUCAGAACAUGGAAUAAAAGUUGCAGAAAGUUCAGCUAAAAGAAAUGCACAAAGCUACACAUCUACUAAAAAGAAUCAAAAGCAAAACCUUUACCAUUUAGAUAAAGUAACUUUCGCUGGAUGCCAUCCUAACAAUGACAAAAUACUUGGGUUCAUCACCAAAGAAAUGCCAAAUAGUUACCAAUGCCACAUAUUUCAAAGUGAUUUAUCGGCAGUUCCUAUCGCGAGAGCUAUUGGGUAA